This is a messenger RNA of Gastrolobium bilobum, 1644 nucleotides long. Its product is annotated as protein NUCLEAR FUSION DEFECTIVE 4-like. The transcript has 3 exons. NCBI's taxonomy places the organism in Eukaryota, Viridiplantae, Streptophyta, Magnoliopsida, Fabales, Fabaceae. The record is from RefSeq and is a predicted model, not a curated record. The coding region runs from base 1 to 1644 and encodes 547 amino acids. Gene Ontology annotation, cellular component: membrane.
AUGUCGUUAUUCACUGGGUUUGCAGGUGGGAAAUGGUUAGGAUUUGUCUCAGCCAUAUGGGUUCAAGCAAUCUGUGGAAACAAUUAUACUUUUGCCAAUUAUUCCGAUGUAUUGAAGAGUCUAAUGGCUCUAUCCCAGAUGCAGCUUAACAAUCUCUCCGUUGCUAAAGAUGUUGGCAAGGCUUUUGGUGUUUUAUCUGGUCUUGCCUCUGAUAAUUGGUCAACUUCAGUUAUACUCAUGAUUGGAGCCAUCAUGGGAUUCAUAGGCUAUGGAGUUCAAUGGCUUGUUGUCAGCCAGAGAAUCAGUCCACUCCCUUAUUGGCUGAUGUGUAUAUUCAUGUGUAUGGGGGGCAACAGCUCAACCUGGAUGAACACCGCAGUGCUUGUGACUUGUAUGAGGAAUUUUCCACAAAAUCGUGGCCCGAUUUCUGGUAUUCUCAAGGGUUAUGUGGGACUCAGCACAGCAAUCUUCACAGAUAUAUGCACUGCUAUGUUUUCCUCAGACCCCUCUAUGUUUCUACUAAUGCUUACCAUUGUUCCUGCUGUUAUUUGCAUUAUUGCUGCUCUUUUCCUUCAUGAAUCCCCACCAGCUUCCACUUAUGCAGAAGAGAAUCAAGAAACUCAAUUCUUCAAUAUAUUCAACUUGAUUGCAGUUGCAGUAGCUGUUUACCUCUUGGCCUUUGACAUCAGUGGACCUCAUGGCCAUGUUCUUUCCUUGGUUUUCACGGCAGGACUUCUUAUCCUGUUAGCCAUGCCACUUCUUGUUCCUUUAUAUUUGGUCAUCUUCAAACCAAGGUCUAAUCUUGACAAAGAAAAACAGAUUCAUGAACCAUUGCUUGCCCAAAAAAAUUUAGCAGAAAAGGAAGAGAGGCAGGAUAAUGAAGUGAGUGCAGGCACCAAGGUGGAGGAAGUUGAAAUAAAACAAAAACCCAUGAUAGGGGAGGAGCAUACCAUCAUUGAAAUGGUAAAAACUAUUGAUUUCUGGGUUUUGUUUGUGUCCUUUCUAUUUGGCGUAGGAACAGGACUUUGUGUGAUGAAUAACAUGGGUCAGAUGGGACUGGCACUUGGUUACUCUGAUGUUUCUAUAUUCAUUUCAUUCAUUAGCAUAUGGGGUUUCUUUGGACGCAUUAUUUCUGGUUCACUCUCAGAAUACUACAUCAGAAAAUCAGCCAUACCAAGGCUAGUUUGGAAUGCUGCUUCUCAAAUUUUGAUGGCUCUGGGUUACAUUGCAAUGGCCAUGGCCUUGCCAGGAUCACUUUAUAUUGGUUCAAUGUUAGUGGGAAUAUGCUAUGGAGUCCGUUUCACUAUAACACCAGCAGCAGCUUCAGAGCUAUUUGGCCUCAAAUACUAUGGCUUAUUAUACAACAUCCUCAUCCUUAAUCUUCCUAUUGGUUCAUUCAUCUUUUCUGGUCUCAUUGCUGGUUAUCUUUAUGAUGUUGAAGCCACUAGUGUGCCUGGAGGGGGAAACACUUGCAUUGGAGCACAUUGUUACAUGCUUGUGUAUGUGAUUAUGGCCUUUGCCUGUGUUCUGGGAUGUGCAUUGGACCUGUUGCUUACAAUUAGAACAAAGAAUGUCUAUUCCAAGAUCCACCUAGAGAGAAGCCUUGUCAAUUCUAUAGUACGCCCAUGUUCAACACAGAGAUGA